Molecule: messenger RNA, 1710 nt
Organism: Schizophyllum commune H4-8
Lineage: Eukaryota; Fungi; Basidiomycota; Agaricomycetes; Agaricales; Schizophyllaceae
Exons: 3
Coding region: 1-1710 (569 amino acids)
Biological process (GO): regulation of DNA-templated transcription
Molecular function (GO): DNA-binding transcription factor activity, RNA polymerase II-specific; zinc ion binding
Source: RefSeq, a predicted model, not a curated record
AUGGACCGCCGCAGACGGGACCAGCGCGCCGACGACGACGACGCAGACCGCGUGCACGAAAGCUCGCUCCCGCCAACUCUCCAGCCCCUCAUGUUCCGCGAGCCUCAGCCCCCGCCGCCCCGCGACUCCGCCUCCCGCUCCACCUACGAGCCCAGGGACGACGACGAGCCGCACAGAGAUGAGGCGUACCCCGCCUCCGCCUACCCCGCCCCCUCCUCAUCCUCAUAUCCUCUCCGCCCCGCCGAUUCCUGGGAAGCCGCCGCGCACGCCCAGGCACAGCGCGAGCAGGAGGUCUCUCGCCGCUACCUGCCCGCUCGCCCUGUUAUCGACGACGCGCGGGAGCACCAGGUGCCCGCCUACGCGCUCCACAGCGAGCCGCAUCCAGUCGCGGGCCCUUCUUCCAUUCCUCAUGGUAGUUCAACACAGUACUAUAGCACCCCGCCCGUCCCGGCCCCCGAAGACCCCGCCUACCGAGCGCGCCCGCCUCCGCCCCCGCCGCCGCGCGCGCCAACCCAAGACACCUUCGAGUUCCACUACAACGCGCCAGGCUAUGACCCCUACAGGGAGCGCGGCCUGUACAGAGACGAGCCUCCCGUGCCGUCCUCUUUCAGGCCCGCCGACCCUAUGCCCCCGCGGAGGCAUCAAGAGCGCGUCCCGCCCGCCCCGCCAAUGGAGUACCUCCGCCCCUAUACUGGCGAGUCGGGCUGGGAGCGUCGAGACAGCCGCUAUGAGUCCUAUGCGCCUUCGUACCCCGACCCGCCGCCGCCCAUGGAGGAGUACGGGCCGAGUGGCACGUAUGCGCCUCAUAGAGAAUCGCCGUGGCAGCCAGAGCCUGCCCGGUACCCAAUGCCCCCGCCCCCAUCUGCUCCUUCUUCUUCCUCUUCUUCAAUGCAGCCACCGUACAGACAAUAUCAAGAUGUAGAACACCAGUAUCGCCCCCUGCCUCCCCCUUCUGAACUGCCGCACUACUCGCCGGACCCAUACGCCCCAUAUUAUCUUCCUCCCGAACAGCCCCACCGCUACGACGAACCUCGGUAUGAGGAGCGUCGCUACGAGGAGCGAAACAGGCCGAUGGAACCCAGCCGCCACGAGAGUUAUACCCCAGUCCCCUCCUCUUCGCAGUCCGUGUACCCAAGUCGCUCUCGCCCAGAUGAAGAAAUGGAACCCCCGCCUCAAAAACGACCCAGAAGCACCGAGCCGCGCAAGACGCAGACGAGAAAAACAGAGAUCGCGUGCGACUUUUGUCGAGGUCGCAAGCUCCGCUGUGAUGGGGCCAAGCCUGUUUGCGGCAACUGCCUGUCCCGCAGCAAUGUAUGCACGUAUCGGUCGUCGCCCCGUCGGCGUGGGCCCGGCAAGAUGUCGAAGGCAGAAAAGGCGCGACGGAAGGCGGAGGCGACGGCGAUGGAGAGGGAUAUCGCACGCUCUUCGUCUUCAUCGUCGAGCCAUACCACCGCGACGUCCGCAUACGCAGGCAGCAUCCUCCCGCCGUCGUCCUAUACCUAUGGUUACCCGCCGAGUAGCGCAUAUAUGCCACCUCACGGAGGGCCACCGCUGCCGCCGGGACCGCCAGGUCCGACGCCGAUAACGGGGCCGCCACCCAUGACGCCUGCCGCACGAAGAAGCGUUCGGACUCCCACGCGCCCGAGCUAUGCGGAGGAACCGGAGGAAGACGAGGAGACGGAGCGGCCGGACGAAUGGCGAGGGCGGUAG